AUGUACAGGAAAACAUUCCACAACCAAUUGUUGUUGAUGCCCCUAAAGAAGCUGAUGAGACAGAUGUUCAGAUGGAGAAGAAAGUGGAGGAGGAAGUUGUUCACGGAGACAACAAGUCAAGUAGCUCUAGCAGCUCCAGCAGUGUAUCUGGAUCCUCUUCUAGUGAUUCUGAUAGUGAUAGUUCAUCUGGAGCAGGAUCUGAUGCAGGUCAUUCUUCAAAGGCAUGAUUGCAACAAGAAGAUUUCUGAACCUGCACCAAGUGGUACUUAUUUGUAGAAGAUGAAGAUGUAACAUAUGGAGCAAAUGUACAACUCUUAAUGCAUGAGGUGCAAAUCACUAUUGCUUCGAAUUUAGGUGAAAGGAUGUAGUGUUUGUUGUUGUAUCUGUAACUGUUAAGUUGUAAACUUAUUUUGGCACGUGAAGUAUGUAAUCAACACUGAAGUAAGUUUGUAGUGUCUUAGAAUUAGUGACAGUUUGUUUCAGGUUGGUUAAUUUAACUGUCUGUUUUAAGAGCUUCUGUGUAUUGCAUAAAAAGCUCACUUAACUUCCCCU
Molecule: messenger RNA, 552 nt
Organism: Lactuca virosa
Lineage: Eukaryota; Viridiplantae; Streptophyta; Magnoliopsida; Asterales; Asteraceae
Source: the annotation of a GenBank genome assembly